GUCGAGAGAAUCAAAACAUGGUGAGGACAAAGGCCGAUGGCGUCCCUGGAACCUACAGAAAAGCUGUGGCUGCGACAGCGCCAAGAAAGUCGCUUGUAUCCUCCAGCUCCGCGAACUCCGCAAGUUGCUCUCAAGCUGGCACGCCUGCCAAAAAUAAGUACGCAGGUGGAAACCCCGUGUGCCCACGGCCCACACCCACUUGGCAGAAGGGGAUUGGCGAUUUUUUCGGUGGCCCGAGCAGGAAGCCGGAGAGGGAGAUUCAGGUCCCAGUAUCCGACGACGAGGAAGCGGGGGGCAGUGGGUUCUCCAAGGCGCCAAGGAAAUCCCGGCCGUUGUCCGAAGAUGAAGAUGAUGAAUGA
Messenger RNA from Megalops cyprinoides (Indo-Pacific tarpon), 359 nucleotides. RefSeq names its product PCNA-associated factor-like. Lineage: Eukaryota; Metazoa; Chordata; Actinopteri; Elopiformes; Megalopidae. The coding region runs from base 18 to 359 and encodes 113 amino acids. Gene Ontology annotation, biological process: translesion synthesis; regulation of cell cycle. The record is from RefSeq and is a predicted model, not a curated record. Gene Ontology annotation, cellular component: nucleus. The transcript has 4 exons. Gene Ontology annotation, molecular function: chromatin binding.